AUGUCCUCCGUGGAAUACCGCACGUUCUGCCGUGACUGGCGUGACUACCAGCGUCUUACACAGGACUGUAAUUCAGCCACCGUGACGCACAUACGUCUGAUGUGUGACGCACAGCUACGGCAGGCCAUCGAUACUAUUCAUGGCGAUAAAUGGCAGAGCUACAGCGUCGACCAGGCACUGCAGGAAAUCGGCAACAUCACCAAACACAGUAGCAACCCAGCUGUGGCUCGCAAACGUUUCCACGCGCUAGCACAGACGCCAACUGAACCAAUCAGAGAGUUCGUCGUCCGGUGUAAGCAAACUGCCGCCGACUGCCGCUUCACGUGUCCAUCCUGCAACAGCGACCUUACCGACUGGAUGCUGACUGACCAGAUCACCUGCGGCGUCCAGAGCGAGGCGCUACAGCAGGAGCUUCUACUGAAGCACAGCAGCUUCUCCAGCUUCGAGGCGCUGCGUUCGUACUGUGAAGCGCAUGAGUCAGCAUAUAGAGACAAACAUGAGCUGUCGAUGGCUUCCGCCACUUCUGUAGCUGCGGCCGUAGCUCCAGUCGACACCGCUGAGGACAUCGAACAGCCGGAUCCAGAUCAAGCACCCGAGCUUGCCGCCAGGAUGUCCGCUCACACCCGGCAGAAGCAGGGCAAAUCCCACCAGCCGGCAGCCCCAUGCUCCUUCUGUGGGCGCGCUGCACACACCAAGGGUCGACAAGGCUGUCCGGCGCACGACAAAUUCUGCACCCAGUGCGGUAAGAAAGGCCACUUCAGCACUGUGUGUCGAAGCAAGACAACGCUCAGCUCGGUGCGCGUUGAGCCUAACGUCGUAGCUGGUGUCGGGCGCGGACUUCCUCGCCUGCAGCUCACUGUGAUUCACCCCGGCAGCCGCAAGUCGCGUGUUCUCAGCGCCAUCGCCGACACCGGUGCUGAAGUCUCCGUCAUGGGUCGCUCACAUCUAACACAGCUGGGACUCAGCCCCAAACACUUAAAGAAGACGCCAAGACGUCUGCAGCAUGCAGCCGGUGGUGGUCUGCAAGUGCUUGGCACCAUCCGGAUGCGGCUUUGCCUUCAAGACAGGCAAAUCACAGAAGACAUAUUUGUGGUAGCGGGCGUCAGUGACAUGUUCCUCUCGCUAUCAGCAUGUAGGAAUCUGAGCAUCGUACAUGCCCACUUUCCGUGUCACCAGAUCGGCGCCAUCUCUGGCGCUGAUCAUCCUCCUGAAGGCGCCGACAUGACCACAGACAGGCCCCACCACCUGCCUGAUCGUCCAAACCAGCUCCCAUUUCCACCCACGGAGGGAAACAUACCAAAGCUGGAGGCCUGGCUGAAGGAGCACUUCUCGGACAGCACCUUCAACACCACGUGUCAGCCGCUCCCGGCCAUGUCGGGGCCGCCACACCACAUCCACCUGAAGGAUGGAGCUGAGCCGUUCGUCGCUCACACACCCAUUCCAAUUCCACAUCACUGGAAGAAAGAGGUCAAGCGUCAGCUGGAUGACGAUGUCGCCAGGGGUAUCCUGAGACCAGUUCCUGCCGGAGAGCCAUCGGAGUGGUGCUUCAGGAUGGUCACUGUACCGAAAAAGGACGGCAAACCGAGGAGAACGGUGGAUUUCCAGCCCGGUAACAAAGCAUGUCUCCGCGAGACUCACCAUACCCCUCCACCAUUCGACAUGGUAAGCAGCAUCCCCCCAAAAAGCUACAAGACGGUUCUAGACGCCUUUAAUGGGUAUCACCAAGUGAUGCUAGACGAGGAAAGUCGCAAACUGACAACCUUCAUCACUGAGUACGGCCGAUAUCAGUAUCUGCGUACACCGCAGGGUCACUGUUCAGCUGGUGACGCCUACACAAAAAGAUAUGAUGACAUAGUCGCUGGUGUGGAAAGACAGUGUAAAUGCAUCGACGACACUCUGCUGUACGAUGCAGAUAUCAAACAAGCGUUCUUCCACACAUUCGACUACCUCACGCUGUGUGGCAGAAACGGUGUGACAUUGAACCCCGACAAGUUCAAGUUCUGUCGUCGUGAUGUCGAGUUCGUCGGCUAUUUCCUAGGAUGGGAAGACUACAAGUCAACAGGCGACAAGCUGUCAGCCAUAAAGAACUUCCCUAUGCCGGAGCAGCCAUCCAUCACAGACAUCAGAUCCUGGUUUGGGCUGGUGAACCAGCUCGCGCCGUUCAUGGCCGUCUCACCCCUGAUGGAACCAUUCAGAGACCUUCUGAAGCCUGGAGCCUCCAAGAAAGUCUACUGGGAUCAGAAUCUCCAGACGAUCUUGAACAAAACCAAAGAAGCCAUAUGCAGUAUGGCGGCAAAUGGACUCGCCUACUUCGACCGGUCCCGGCCAACCGCCGUGGUGACCGACUGGUCCAGAAAUGGAAUUGGCUUCGUGAUCCUCCAGCAGCACUGCAGCUGUGCCAAACAUCAAGCGCCGUUCUGCUGUACAGGGGGCUGGAAGCUGGCCCUCUGUGGUAGCCGCCAUCUGUCUUCGGCGGAAUCAAACUACUCAGCGGUGGAAGGCGAGGCACUGGCCGUGGCGUGGUGCUUCAAGAAGGCCAGGCUGUUCCUCCUCGGUAAUCCGGGCUUCCUUCUUCUCGUGGACCACCGGCCGCUGGUGAAAAUCCUUGGCAACAGAGCCCUCGGUGACACAUCAAACCCAAGGCUGCUUCGUCUCAAGGAGAAGACGCUGCUGUUCGACUAUCGGAUCAAGCACUUGCCUGGGAAGCAGAAUCUGGCCGCAGACACGCUCUCGAGGUACCCAGUCGGCGCUCUAGAACCAGACAAGGAUGACACGGACGUUAGUGAGGAUCUGGAGGCCCUGGGCGCCAUUGUGUCAGCAUUAACGGCCACCUCAGAAGACGUCAUAGCCAUGGAUCCCCAACAUGUCAAAGACGCUGCGCAGUCUGACGAGCAGUAUCAGCUGCUGUCUCAGAAGGUAUCGUCAGACAGUUUCGCCAAUACUCGGGCCCAAGAAGACCCACUAGUGCGAGACUUCUACAAUGUCCGAGACCGUCUGUGCAUAGCCGACGACCUUUUGAUGUACGGCGUAGACGAAAAGGACCUGAGACUGGUUAUUCCCAGGAACCUCCGCCGUCAGAUCAUCAAAAACCUGCACUCUGCGCAUCAAGGCUCAUCUUCCAUGCUGGCACGAGCUAGACAGGUUGUUUACUGGCCCGGCAUGGAACAUGACGUCCAAGACCAUGCCCGGCACUGUGAGCAGUGCCGUCGCCACGCGCCGUCUCAGCAAAGAGAACCACUGCUUCCCUCCCCAGCCCCAGACUACCCGUUCCAGCAAGUGGUCGCCGACAUGUUUGAGCUCAACGGAAACAUGUACCUGAGCUACGCUGACCGGCUGACAGGCUGGCUGGAAGUUCACCAUUUUCGCUCAGCUGUGACGUCAGAAGCGCUCUGCGGCGUAUUCCGCCAGCUGUUCCACAGAUGGGGCGCACCUCAAGAGCUGUCGUCUGAUGGCGGACCCAACCUGUCAGGGCGGCCCUUCCAGCUGUUCCUGCGCAGGUGGGGCGUCCGGUGGCGCCUCUCGUCAGCCCACUUCCCUCAGUCGAACGGCCGAGCUGAGGCCGCCGUUAAGACAGCCAAGCGCAUCAUACGCGAACACACAGGAAGAGGAGGUCAUGUCAACACGGAUGAGGCAGCACAGGCGCUGCUGAUGUACAGAAAUACGCCGCUACGAGACGGCGGUCGGUCCCCGGCACAGCUGGCGCUGGGCAGGCACCUCCGCGACAGCAUCCCGUCACCGUCACAGCAGUACAAGCUGAGCCCCGAGUGGUGCCGGGAUCUCCGCCGACGGGAGCUCUCCAUGGUCACCCGCGGCGAGAAAAGCAAGGCCGCUUAUGAUGUCGGCACGAAGGAGCUCUCCGAAAUGUCGGUCGGCGACAGCGUCCUCUGUCAGGACGCCAGAACCAAAGCCUGGGACCGCCGAGGUGUCAUCGUAGAAAAGUCUCCGUUCCGAAAGUACUUGGUCAAGAUGCAGGGCACUGGCCGCGUGACGAUCCGCGCGCCGGUGGACGCUUACGGUGAGCUGCACCAGUUCCCCUGGUUUCAUGGUACGCUGGCGCGCUCCGAUGCCGCCCAGCUGGUCCUGCAAGAGCGCCAGCGCGGACACGGCACCUUCCUAGUGCGACAGUCGGAAACGCGCGUUGGAGAUUACGUGCUGACCUUCAACUACCAGGGACGACCCAAGCACGUGCGGCUGACCAUCUCGGAGGAGCGGCAGUGUCGCGUGCAGCAUUUGUGGUUCAACUCGGUGUUCACCAUGCUGGAGCAUUUCCGGCUGCACCCGAUUCCUCUCGAGUCCGGAGGCAGCAGUGACGUGACGCUGGCAGAGUUUGUGCUGGUGCCUCGCCGCGCCGCCCAAACCAGCGAGGUGGUCGCCGAGCCACGAGCGCAGUCGGCGCCCAGCGUCCCAGACCUAACCGAGGUUCGUACAUACGGUGGCUCUGUCCGACUGCGCACCGAGUCACUGGAGCGGCUGGAGCAGCAGGCCGGCGGCCUCCAGUCGGCUCAGCGGGCCGUCGACAACGCCUACUCGUUCGUCUGAGGCGCGCCUGCCAGCACCACUGGUCAGCUGCAGUGCGUCGGUACUGCACUCGCAGCUACUCGGACAGGGACCUGCGCAAACACGUUGUACUUAUACAGGUCACCGCCGAUCAGUACCUAAUGUGAGGAUGUACGUAAUCGAACAAAAGCCGGCACCAUUCAGUAAUAGUGAGAUGUAUCGUCAAAGGCGAGCAUCGCACAGCUUCGUAUUUCAAUUAGACAACUUUCUUAAAUGUGUCACAAUUCUACCUGCCACAGCAUACUCGCUAUCAUCGAACAACUGUAAUAUCUACCCACCUUGACGCACCCCAGAGUCUCUGUGACCGCCACUGGGCAGAGUUGUGAACCUACGCGCGUGCAUGAAGAGUCAUUGCUGUGCGAGUCAUUGCUGUGCAUUCCAGUAUAGUGUAGCCAUUGAUGAUCUGGACACAGUGGCGUAGCCAGACAUCAGCGAAAGGCUGAUGGCAUGGUGCUCGAGGGGGCGACUUUUUCGGACGCCAUUGUCAGCUAGUGACAGGGGCGUCAGUCUAAAAUGUAACG
Messenger RNA from Amphibalanus amphitrite, 5078 nucleotides. RefSeq lists its product as uncharacterized. The transcript is spliced from 4 exons. NCBI's taxonomy places the organism in Eukaryota, Metazoa, Arthropoda, Thecostraca, Balanomorpha, Balanidae. Gene Ontology annotation, molecular function: nucleic acid binding; zinc ion binding. The record is from RefSeq and is a predicted model, not a curated record. Bases 1 to 4539 code for a protein of 1512 amino acids. Gene Ontology annotation, biological process: DNA integration.